AGAUUGUUUAACUCAUUAUCACAUAACCUGCAACUUAAUUUUCUACCAAUUGAAUUUCCAGAAUCAUGGUGUCCUCCAGAACCCAUUUGAUCACUUACUUCCUUCCUUUCUUGAUCCCUUUUGCUGUCUCACUUACCUUCAACUUCACAAAUUUUGGUCUACAGAAUCAGAAUGGGGACAUAGUAAUAGAAGGACAGGGAGCGACUAUCACUGACGGUGAAAUCCAGUUGACCCAAAAUGUGAGUCAUCAAGCCGGACGGGCUACAUACUUCAGACCACUUCAUCUUUGGGAUAGGAAAUCUAAUGAGCUAGCAAGCUUCACUACCAAUUUCACAUUUGUGAUAGAUUCAAACUGGCGUGGGUAUUAUGGUGAUGGCCUCACGUUCUUUCUAGCUCAGAGCAAUAAUUCGGAGACGUAUACUGGUCAAAAUAUUGAAACUGCGACCCAAUUUGUUGCAGUGGAGUUUGAUACUUUCUGGAACGUUGGUUGGGAUCCAAUAGUAGGGAGAGAUAUUCGCAUGGGUGAUCAUGUGGGCAUCAGCAUUAGCUCUCUUAGUUCUGUUAGAACAGAGAAAUGGUUUAGUAAUGUACCUGGUGGCGGGGUGUGUCAAGCUUGGAUCAAGUACGAUUCAGAUUUGAAGAAUCUUAGUGUUUCUUUCACUGGUUUUCAAAAUAAUACAUCUUUUCGUCAAGAUGGACUUUAUUACAUCGUUGAUCUCAGCCAAGUAUUGCCCGAAUGGGUUACUUUCGGGUUUUCAGCAGCGACAGGAGCUCUAAACCAGAAUAAUAAAGUGAGAGCUUGGGCGUUUGAUAGCUCGAAUUUACCAGGUGAUGAAAUUAAUGAGGUACCACAAAUCCCUAUCCCUGAUCUAGUGAAAGGAAAAAAUAUAAAGGUGAGUUUAGUUGUAGGUUUAGCAGUUGGAAUAAUGGUUACUGUUACUCUUCUGUUUCUGCUUGUAUUCGCUUUUUUGUGGAAAAAGAAAAAAAACAUAAAGGAAGAAGCGAAAGAAACUGGAUUUGAUGUUGUUUUGAAGAACGAAUAUCAAAUGGGCGCUGGACCUAAAAGGUUCUCUUACCACGAAUUAGCUCAAUCAACAAACGAUUUUGCAGAGAACAAUAAGCUUGGGGAGGGAGGUUUUGGUGGGGUAUACCAAGGUUUUCUGGCAUAUUCAAAUACGUACGUCGCAGUCAAAAGGGUGUCAAAGAGUUCGAAACAAGGGAUAAAUGAAUACGCAUCAGAAGUGAGGAUCAUUAGCAGAUUGAGGCAUAGAAGUCUUGUUCAGCUUAUGGGUUGGUGUCAUGAGAAAGGGAAUCUCUUGCUUGUUUACCAGUAUAUGGAAAAUGGAAGCUUAGAUUCCCAUCUCUUUAAGGAAAAAAGCUUGUUGACAUGGGGCACAAGGUACAAAAUUGUUAAUGGUCUAGCUUCUGCUCUGUUGUAUCUACAUGAAGAAUGGGAACAAUGUGUUUUGCAUAGAGAUAUUAAAUCUAGUAACGUGAUGUUGGAUUUGAAUUUCAAUGCAAAGCUUGGUGAUUUUGGGUUAGCUACAUUGGUUGACCAUGAGAAAGGUGCGCAAACAACAAAGUUGGCUGGAACCUUGGGUUACAUGGCUCCUGAAUGUGUGGUGACUGGAAAGGCAACCAAAGAAUCGGAUGUUUUCAGUUUCGGAGUUGUUGUGUUGGAAAUAGCAUGUGGGAGAAGACCCAUCGAGUACAAGGCUCAAGGAAAUCAAAUAUGGUUACUAGAAUGGAUUUGGGAGCUCUAUGGAGCAGGUAAAGUUUUGGAAGCAGUUGAUCCACGUCUAGGGUCAGAUUUUGAUGAAGAAGAAAUCAAGCAUAUGAUAAUCAUGGGAUUAUGGUGCGUGCACCCUGAUUCUAAAGUUCGUCCAUCUAUGAGACAAGUGAUUCAAGUACUGAACGCGGAAGCUUCCGUGCCUAUAUUCCCCUCAAAGAUGGUUAUUUCAUCCUAUUGGAAACCUCCCGUCGUGAAAAACCAUUCAUCGUGUGUGGUUUCUAAUAAAGAUUCUUCAAAUAAGUCAUUACUUGUUGGUCGUUAAAGACCUACGUCAACAACUUUUUGCUCUCUCAAAUGAGCGUAUUUUUCAUGUAUCUAUUCAUGAGUGUGUUAUUAAUAGUCACUAACCUUCUUUGCUUUCAAUAUAUAGGAGCUACUAAAAGUGUA
Molecule: messenger RNA, 2179 nt
Organism: Helianthus annuus (common sunflower)
Lineage: Eukaryota; Viridiplantae; Streptophyta; Magnoliopsida; Asterales; Asteraceae
Product: L-type lectin-domain containing receptor kinase IX.1
Exons: 1
Coding region: 66-2054 (662 amino acids)
Biological process (GO): protein phosphorylation
Cellular component (GO): plasma membrane
Molecular function (GO): carbohydrate binding; ATP binding; protein kinase activity
Source: RefSeq, a predicted model, not a curated record